Ramularia collo-cygni is the source of this 1287-nucleotide messenger RNA. RefSeq names its product related to monocarboxylate transporter. The record is from RefSeq and is a predicted model, not a curated record. Gene Ontology annotation, molecular function: transmembrane transporter activity. Gene Ontology annotation, cellular component: fungal-type vacuole membrane. NCBI's taxonomy places the organism in Eukaryota, Fungi, Ascomycota, Dothideomycetes, Mycosphaerellales, Mycosphaerellaceae. The transcript is spliced from 5 exons. Bases 1 to 1287 code for a protein of 428 amino acids. Gene Ontology annotation, biological process: transmembrane transport.
AUGGUGUCGUCGGCCACCAAAGAGUACAUGGCAACUGAUGCCGAGCUGYCAUCCGCAUCAGAGACUKCUUUGGCUGAUAAUUCCCAACGGAUGGACGGAGGCUACAUUGCAUGGCUCCAAGUCCUAGGAAGUUGGAUACUAUUCAUGAACACAUGGGGUCUUGCGAAUUCCUACGGCGUCUUCCAAACAUACUACGUCGAAACCUUACUCCCCGACUCAUCACCCUCAGCAAUAGCAUGGAUAGGCUCCAUCCAGCUAUUCCUAACCAUGAUCGUCGGAGUCUUCGCAGGUUGGCUGCUCGAUGCCGGCCAUCUCAAACUCCUUCUCCUCGGCGGAACAUUUCUAGAAGUUUUUGGCAUGAUGAUGACUUCCCUCAGCACGAAGUAUUGGCAAAUCCUACUCUCCCAGGCCAUUUGUACGGGACUUGGAAGUGGACUUUUGGGUCUGACGUCCGUUGCUGUUAUUCCAUUGUAUUUUUCUUCUCGGCGGAUGAUUGCGAYUGGGAUUGCUGCUACUGGUAGUAGCUUAGCGGGUAUCGUAUAUCCAAUCAUGCUGCAACAUCUAUUUCGCAGCGUCGGAUUCGCCUGGGCCGUCCGCAUCUUAGCAUUUGUAAUGCUAGGAUGCCUGCUCAUCUGCUGCGCAGUCAUGCGACUCCGACCUCGUGCAGUGGUUGAACGGAAAGCGCUAUCAUUUCGAGUGUUCAGUGAUUUUGAGUACACGAUGUUCAUUACAGCUUUCGCUCUAAUGAUGUUGUCUGUCUACGUUCCAUUCUUCUUCAUCGAGGAGUUUGCCAUUCAGCUUGGUAUGACUAGUGACAUGUCAUUCUACUUGCUGAGUAUCAUGAACGCGACCAGUCUUGUCGGUCGUCUAGCCCCUAACUGGCUGGCUGAUAAGUAUGGAGGAAUCACUGUAAUGAUACCUGGCUGCUUCUUCUCUGCUGUCAUCCUAUUCGUUAUGCGGCUUACGCACAAUCCUUCGGGUUUGAUAGCUGUUUCCGCUGUUUAUGGCUUUGUAUCUGGAGGAAUGGUAUCAUUGCCAGCUGCAAUCAUCGCAAAUCUGACUAAAGACCCUGAAGAUUAUGGCGUUCGGAUGGGAGUGGGAUAUACUGUUGCGGCAUUUGGUGGUCUGAUUGGAAACCCCAUCGCAGGCGCCCUUCGAGGAUCAUCUGGUAACACGGUCAAGGAGGUUCAGGCGGAAUACCAGUUUUCGUGGAUCUUUGCUGGAUGCAUCAUGCUGUUGUGUACAGCACUGCUAGUUACCAUUAGGAUUCACCAGAGCAGGAAAUGA